UAAAGCAAGAUUGACUACGUUUCCACCGAGGGUCAGAGUCGGAUUGGGGUUUGGUGUUUCGGUAUUUCCACCGCAAAAGUGCUCACCCCAACCCGAUUCUGACCCGACUCUAGCCCGACCCUGACCCUCGGUGGAAACGUGGUCAUUGUGGACCAUGGGUUAAGAGUGAGGGGCAAAGAGAAUCGUUAGGCGAAGUUAGAGGUUAGGAGUAGGGUUGUGCGAAUAGAUAGAGAUAGUAGCUAGGUGUUUCGCGGUUUUCGCUUAGGUCUCGCGUUUAGCUUCGUGGAUCCCUUAGGUUCCGUGGACUCGAGCAAGAUGCCGAAAAGAUCAGGCAACAAUAGAUGGGGCGGCCGCGGUAACAACCGAGGAAAAGGGUAUUUUGGUCAAGAUGAUCGUACGAUGGUACGAAAUGUGGGAAGGGAUGGUGGACCUCACGUCGACGAGGACAUUCCAAUGGCGGGUAGUUCCAACAAUAAUACUAGACAGGUGAUAAUAAAUCAGAGGGAUAGGGGUAGGGGUGAUAGGCAUACGGUCUCUCGCGGUAGGAACUGUCCGAUGCCGAAUAGGAAUUUCAAAGGAGGUCAAGCUGGUGUGAGGCCACGGAUGUUUCCGCUUGUUCAAUCCAAUUGGUAUAAAAUAAUUAUACCAUUUGGUAAUAAGUAUGAGAAGGACUGUGUUAUUAAUUCGUUUCUGAACUGUAUGGCACCUGAAGUAUUUAUUCCCAUAAUGUACAAGGUAAUGAGAAGUGAAGCCAGUUUCUAUAUUGACGAUCAUAAGACGGCGAACGCAUUGUUGCGUUGCAAUCGCAAGGUUCUGAUGAAUGAUGGAUUCCAGUUACGAGUGAAGGCAAAGCCCGUAUUUCCAAUUUGCAAAAUUGAUGAAAAGUUGAAAGAACGAUUGAAGCACGCCAUGGUUAAGAGAUAUGUACAAGAGAAAAAUGCUCUAGACUUGUCCAAGUUUCAUGUUGAUUCCGAUCUUUACUCGGAUUACUUUUGUGCGUUGUGCCACCCUAUUAUGUUGAUGACUGUGUUAGAUAUUGUUGGGGAACACAUUCCGAAUCUAGAAGCAUUGAACUUAGAAGGCAACAAGUUACAGAAUCUCGAGAGACUUGGGGUGUUGAAUAAGAAGUUCUCGAAAUUGAAGAUUCUUUAUAUUGGUGAUAAUAAGAUCAAAGAUAUUCACCAAUUAAAUGGUAUUAAGGAAUUAAAAUUGGAAGAAUUAAAAUUAUCGGGAAACCCUGUAUGCAACAGGUAUAAGUUUCGCCACAGUGAUUACACAAGUGACGUUCGAAAGAGAUUCCCCAGGUUGCUACGAUUGGAUGGCAUAGAAUUACCGCGUCCAAUUAUUUUUGAUGUUAUCGACAUAACUGCCAGGAUACCUCCAUCGCAAAGAAUGUUUGUUUCGGAUCCUAAAAUUCAAGAGAUAGCGAGCCAGUUUUUGCAACAAUACUUCACGAUAUUUGAUAGCGAUAAUCGUCAACCUUUACUCGAUGCAUACGCCGAAAAUGCAUGCUUAAGCCUGACGAUAAGCAAUUUCCCCAAGUUUAAUAGGUAUUACACAGAGAAUAGAAACAUAUUUAGAACAAUUGAUUCAAAUAGAAGACAUAAGUUAUUGAAACAGGGUAGAUUGCCUGUAGUGUCGUUUAUAUCGGAAAUGCCAAAGACAAGGCAUUUAUUGAAUACCUUUACCACGGACAUCACUCUUGUAACACAAGCAAUGAUGUUCAUUACUAUAACGGGUUACUUUCAAGAACUUGAUAAAGACGAGCCCAUUCGUUACUUCAACCGCACCUUCAUAAUUAGUCCGGAAGGUGAGGGAUACUGCAGUAUUCGAAAUGAACAGUUGCACAUUAGUCAGCCGUCUGAGGCGCAAUUGAAGCAACUGCAUCAGCAACUGAAUCAGCUCAGAAGUCAACCGCAACCGCGGACGGUGUCGUUGGAAACUUCAGAAGUAGCGAAACCAAUAACAAUAGAACUUAGCGACGAGAUAAAACAGCAAAUGACGGUGACGUUAAGUCACCAGACAAGUAUGAAUAUGGAAUGGAGCUUAAAGUGCUUACAAGAGACUCAGUGGAAUUAUGAUAAUGCACUCUCUGCUUUUCACGAGUUCUUUAUACGUGGGCAGAUACCGUCAGAAGCGUUUACGAAGUAAACGCCAUAUAUUGAGUAAGAAAACUUGCCAUUGUGAUAAUAGCGUAAGAAAAAUCAGAGUGCAGGAGCUUCUUGUAUAACUGCGAUCUCCAUUCCAUUCCGUCGUAUACUUUUUUUUAUAAGUAUACUUAUUUUGUAUCUUGUAUCAAAACUUGAGUAGAAAGCAUUUGGUUAUUUGUUACUUUCGAUUUAUGUAUUUCUGGCAACAAAAGAUAAUUAUUAAUUUUUUUUUAGGAAAGGGUAAAUGCUAGAAAAAGCAAUAGAUUAGGUAUAUUAAUAGAGUUCCUUUAAAAAACUGUUUCAAAUAUAUCUACAAUCCGUCUUGUUUAAACAUUUAAAUUUUGUUUAAACAUCUGAAUCUUGUUUAAACAUUUAAAUUUGCACACAAUACAUCCACAUGAAAAUUGUUAAAAGUCAUCAUUUCUAUCUCAUUACAAUCUUGUUUAAGAAAAGUCAUAACUAUGUUUAUAUUCUGAUUUUUAACCAAUUUCAUACGUAUACAGAUAUAUUAUUGUUUGACAGUACUAGUGAAAACAGUAACUUUUCCAACAAUUAUUUGUAAACCAUAGUUUUUUUCUGAAAUUAUGAAAAUGUUAAUUUAAAAAUAUUAUAACGUACAUAUGUUAAUUAAGUACACAUUUUUGGACAAAGCAGAAGUGGUGCUCCAACAAGAAUCACAGCUAUUUUGUGACAACAAAACAAAACGAGCUGUAAAAACAUAUGUAUCUAAAGUUUUAAUGGAGGGCUUCAAGUUUUUAUAAGAAUAAUUAUAGAUAUCUCUGAUGUGAUCUUCAACUGGAAGCUUUCCAUUAAAACCUUACAUACAUAUGCUUUUACAGAUUGUUUUGUUCAUUGUUACAAAAAAAUUGCGAUUUCUGCUAGAACACCACUCUGCAUAUUUAGGUAUUUUUGGGUAAUAUGUAUAAUGAAAUCACUGAUCAUUAUGUAUAGGAUUUGAUGAACUGAAUAUUCCCAAAAAUAAUUUUUAUACUUUUUCAAGCAGUUAUUUGGUAAUACUAGUGAUCAUUUGGGUUACUGUUCAUUGAUGUUGUUACCGUGAUUGCAAUUGAGAUUUGUUAGAUUUGACUUUCUUCCAAGAGAGAGAGAGAGAGAGAGAGAGAGAGAGACAUUUAAAAGAUAUUGAUACUUCUUAUUUUUUUAAAUUGAAAAGAAAUUAAGAAACUUUUAUAUUAUAUAGGCGAGUUGGAGUCUAUAUAUUAUGCACAUAUAUUUUUUGUACACAAAAGUAAAAAGUAUCUAUCUUUUUCUCUAAUUAAAAAGAUUUCCGUUUGUAUCUAUAACAAACAACAUAAUAUUCUCCUAAUUGUAUCUAACAUCAUUGUGAACAAUUAAUUUAAGAAAUUUUACAUCUAAAAGAUUAAGUAAAAAAAAACGUUCUUUUUGCAUAUCU
This is a messenger RNA of Vollenhovia emeryi, 3561 nucleotides long. Its product is annotated as nuclear RNA export factor 1-like. The coding region runs from base 316 to 2151 and encodes 611 amino acids. NCBI's taxonomy places the organism in Eukaryota, Metazoa, Arthropoda, Insecta, Hymenoptera, Formicidae. Gene Ontology annotation, molecular function: RNA binding; protein binding. Gene Ontology annotation, biological process: poly(A)+ mRNA export from nucleus. The record is from RefSeq and is a predicted model, not a curated record. The transcript is spliced from 7 exons. Gene Ontology annotation, cellular component: cytoplasm; nucleus.